AUGCGAUCUCUAGGGCUGACCGGCUUCGGCGCCCCAACAACUUCUUCCCACCUCAGCCCCGCGAUGAUGUCGACAGGCACCCCAAGGUAUUUCUCGCCCAAGCGCAGGCGAGAACCUUCCGAGUCGGACUAUUAUAGCCCAUCUGCAUCGCCAACAUCCACAGUUUCUGUCGUCAGUCUACAAGAGUCCCGGAUACGUGACGACACAGAGCCUGGGCAACAUAGCCCUCGCGCAGUGGUAGCGGGGCGCUUCAAAGAUUUGGCAAUCCGGGGAGAGCAUUUUCCAGACAGGAGAGGGUCAAAUCGUGACCUCCAGCAACCACAAACGCUACAAUCGGAGCAGGCGACAUGUAUCUCCGACAGCCACGACCGGGGUUCCAUGAACCUGGCUGAACCCUUGCAAGCUCAUAGCGGGGAGCCGAGUGACGCUCAAAACCACCAUACGGGUUCCGAGUCGGCAACAUAUCGUAUGCCGGACAAUGCCCUGGUCACACAUAUUUGUACGCCCUCAAAAAAGAGGUCGACUCUAUCUCCUUACAAAGGAAGUGAUGCAUCACCUUCCAAGGGCCGCAAGCGACUAUCCCCUCCACCUUCAGAUGUUCCUCUGGAUGAUCCAUUCACAUGGCAUGACCACGAAAUCACGGGGCAUAACCCUACUGACCCAACCGAUGACGGCUACGGAAUCAAUGGCGUUGGCUUCAAACCAACUGCAGCCAUUGCGUGGGCACGCUCUCAGAAGCGACAGCGGCAAGUUGCCGAAUGGAAGUCCCGGGAGGCACGAGAAGCCCGUGAGAAGCGACGAGAAAGAAGAAAUGAAAGCUCUGGAAUGGACAGACUCCGCAGCAUACACGAAGGCGCUGUCCAGAAACGAGUCAAGUUCAAUGUUCAGGAUAGGCCCUGA
Penicillium subrubescens is the source of this 900-nucleotide messenger RNA. RefSeq lists its product as uncharacterized. The coding region runs from base 1 to 900 and encodes 299 amino acids. The record is from RefSeq and is a predicted model, not a curated record. Lineage: Eukaryota; Fungi; Ascomycota; Eurotiomycetes; Eurotiales; Aspergillaceae. The transcript has a single exon.